AUGAACUGGACGUCACAUGUUAUCGUGACACCUCCCUCUGCUCAUAUCCUCAUUAACCUCACUCCAAAACGACCAGACAGAGAAAUGGAUGAAGAUGAUGAAUUUCUAUACGGCGAAAAGUCCCAAACCUAUUCCGAACCUGCACCUGGUAAGGCGCUUCCGCUGGGCACAUAUGUUUCCGUUCAACUGGGAAAUGACGAUUUGUUCAGCGUUUCUACGGAGCGAGGACCAGCGCCGAAUGGAUUUCCUGACUUUCUUGAGAAUGAUGACCCGGAACCUGAAGUAAAUCGCACCCUGCCGACUGGGGAACGGCAAGCAGAGGAGGAGGAUGAGGAUGAGGAUGAAGGAGAUCAAGGUGACGACAGCGAUGAUGAUAUCGAAAUUAUAUUGGAGCCUGUCGCUCGGUCCCUCGACUUCCGGAACCAAAACAAAUCUUCAACCACACGAACUACUUCGUCAACACCUGCUCCAACGAAAGCACCCCAACCGUCAUUGACAACAGAAUAUACACCAAUACAACGAGGCGGCCCUCAACCUUCAGCGACCCCUUCCCAAAAUCAAGCAGAUACAAGUUUCUCGGGAACUACUCUAGCUACACCUACACCUGUGCAAGCACAACCAUCCCCAGCCACCCAGCCCCCACAACCUUCAGAACCGCAAAAUGCUGCUGUCGAUGACGGUGUCGAUACAUCUACACUUCCCGUAGCACAGGCGCCACCGUCUCACCCUCCCAUAGACCCAGACGUCACUGCUGUGUUUGAUGGACGCUCUAUAUUAGAAUUGGACCUCGGCGCUUUAGCAGACAAGCCCUGGAGACGCCCUGGCUCUGAUAUUAGUGAUUGGUUCAAUUACGGGUUCGACGAGUUGUCCUGGGAGGCUUACUGCUAUCGACGCCGUGAUUUGGGUGAUUUGGCAAACGUGCUGAAAACAAACGUCAUUGGGUUUUCUGCUAUGCCAGAAGACCAGCUCAUUGCGCUCCCUCCGGAUAUCCGUACGAUGGUUAUGACGGGUGCGAAUGCGAUGAUGAACAACGCUGGCGCCAACGCGAACAUGAUGCCUAUGAUGGAUAUGUCAAUGAUGGGUCCCAUGGGCAUGGGCAUGAAUGGGGAGAUGGGUAUGGGCAACCCAAUGAUGCAAGGUAUGAUGUCGGACGGUGGCCAAGCACAGCAGGGCGUUGGUGUCGGUGUAUUGCCUACCAACGCCCCGUCGGAGCAAGUCAACGGUGUGAAUAUGAUGCAGGAUGGGUUCAAUCCAAAUGCCCCUGGCAUGAUGAACAUGGGCAUGGGUGGCGAAUUCAUGCAGGAACAAAAUCAAAUGCCACAGCAGAUAUACCCAGUCAUGGAGCAGUCAAAUGUCGCGCCGGUGUCGAGUGGACGCGGAACGCCUAUCCCCUUCCGUGCUCGUGGCGCACCUGGAUUAGGAGGGCGUGCAAGAGGGUUCCCAGGCAGAGGACGUGGACGUGGUGGCCUCUAUGGUGGCGACGCGCCCGUUCCUGUUCCUGUACGCCCUGCGUCGCCGCUCCCUCCAGGCGUACCUACUGGACCGCGAAACCAGAACAAAUACAAGGACCGCGACGGAAAUGCGCCUGCUGUCGACGGGUUGGACUAUGGAGGGGGCAAGGAAGGCGGCAUGAGUCGGAGGACUCCAAGCGGAGAGCCCGAAGAGCGGAUAUCCAGCCGGAAACGGAGGAGUUCACCUGGCCUCGACGACAUUCGGAGUUCGAAGCGUCGCUGA
Molecule: messenger RNA, 1734 nt
Organism: Psilocybe cubensis
Lineage: Eukaryota; Fungi; Basidiomycota; Agaricomycetes; Agaricales; Agrocybaceae
Exons: 10
Coding region: 1-1734 (577 amino acids)
Cellular component (GO): mRNA cleavage and polyadenylation specificity factor complex
Molecular function (GO): RNA binding
Source: RefSeq, a predicted model, not a curated record